This is a messenger RNA of Globicephala melas (long-finned pilot whale), 1089 nucleotides long. NCBI's taxonomy places the organism in Eukaryota, Metazoa, Chordata, Mammalia, Artiodactyla, Delphinidae. The record is from RefSeq and is a predicted model, not a curated record.
UUCAACCCCAAUUCUCCCAGUCAUGGGAGACCCUCCAUUUAUAGCACAUCCAUGAAAAGACAAAGCGCAUUCAAAAUGGAGCACUUGUGGGACCUCCCUGGUGGCGCAGUGGUUAAGAAUCCGCCUGUCGGGGUACCUUGUCAUAGGUGGGGCUGGAUGGCCGUCUCCUUCGGCUUCCACUGUGGGCUCAGCACGUUACUUGCACCGAAGGCCGAGCCGGCACCACAGUGGCUCCCAGCUUGCAGACAAAAGACAUCAAUCUCUUUCCUUAGUCGGCCAGACCUUCCAAACCUGGCUCAUAAAAGGCUAAAAGGCAAAAGUCUAGGAAUUAUCUUCAUCCCUGGCUAUAUUAAUAUGAAUGGUACAAAAGCAUUGGCGAUUGAGGAGUUUUGCAAAUCUCUAGGUCACGCCUGUAUAAGCUUUGAUUACUCAGGAGUUGGAAAUUCAGAUGGUAACUUAGAAGAAUGCACAGUGGGAAAAUGGAGAAAAGAUGUUCUUUCUAUAAUUGAUGACUUAGCUGAAGGACCACAGAUACUAGCUGGAUCUAGCCUCGGUGGAUGGCUUAUGCUUCAUGCUGCAAUCGCACGGCCACAAAAGGUUGUUGCUCUUAUUGGCAUAGCGACAGCUGUGGAUGGCCUAGUGACACAGUUUAAUCAGCUUCCUGUUGAGGCAAAAAAGGAAAUAGAGAUGAAAGGUGUGUGGUCCAUGCCAUCAAAAUACAGUGAAGGAGGAGUUUAUCGCAUUCCGUACAGUGUCAUUAAAGAAGCAGAGCACCACUGCUUGUUACAUAGUCCUAUUCCUGUGAACUGCCCUAUAAGAUUGCUCCACGGCAUGAAGGAUGACAUUGUAUCAUGGCAUACGUCCAUGCAGGUUGCUGACCGAGUAGUCAGCACAGAUGUAGAUGUCUUCCUCCGAAAGAAUAGUGAUCACCGAAUGAAGGAAAAAGCGGACAUUCAACUUCUGGUUUACACUGUUGAUGACUUAAUUGAUAAGCUUUCAACUGUAGUUAACUAGAAUCACAGUUUUAGUUGGAAUGUUAAGUAAUGGACCCAGAAGAUGGAAGAGGGAUAACAGAUGAAGGACCCUGAU